Molecule: messenger RNA, 897 nt
Organism: Hirsutella rhossiliensis
Lineage: Eukaryota; Fungi; Ascomycota; Sordariomycetes; Hypocreales; Ophiocordycipitaceae
Product: EAP30/Vps36 family domain-containing protein
Exons: 2
Coding region: 1-897 (298 amino acids)
Biological process (GO): protein transport to vacuole involved in ubiquitin-dependent protein catabolic process via the multivesicular body sorting pathway
Cellular component (GO): ESCRT II complex
Source: RefSeq, a predicted model, not a curated record
AUGUCGCGCAAGGGCGUCGGCAUCGGCGCCUUCGACCGGUCGCGGCUCACGUCGGCGCACUACGCCUCGCACGGCUCCUCGCUGCGGGCCACCAACGCCCAGGCGCUCGAGACGCAGCUGUCCGUCUUCCGCUCGCUGCUGCAGCAGUUUGCCCAGACGCACGCAAAGGACAUUCGCUCCGACCCGUCGUUCCGCGCCCAGUUUGCCCGCAUGUGCACCGCCAUUGGCGUGGAUCCCCUCGCCAGCAGCGCCGGGUCCAUCUGGGCCCAGCUGCUGGGCAAGACGGUCAACGACUUUUACUUCGGGCUGGCGGUGCGCGUCGUCGAGGUUUGUGGCGCGACCAGGGGCGAGAACGGCGGGUUGAUUGGGCUGCGCGAGCUGAGGGAGCGACUCUCGCGACGGGGCCCGGCCGACGAGGGUAACAGCAACAGCAGCAGCAGCAGCAGCAGCAGCAGCAGCAGCAGCGCCGCGUGGUCGCCGGACAAGGACAAGGGCAAGCAACGGGGGGAACAACAACAAACGUCGGAAGGCGGUGGCGACAUCUCGGAAGACGACGUGCGGCGCGCCGUUGAGACGCUCAAACCGCUCGGCGGCAGCUACGGCAUCGUGCGCGUCGGGCGCAAGGAGUACAUCCGCAGCGUGCCGCGCGAGCUGAGCAGCGACCAGGCUGCCGUCGUCGAGGCCGUCCAGGUGCUCGGCUACGUCAGCGUCGGCAUGCUGCGCGACAACCUCGGCUGGGAGGCCGCCCGCUGCCGCACCGUCAUCGACGACCUCGUCGCCCAGGGCAUGCUGUGGGUCGACCAGCAGACGCGCGGCGAGUGGGAGUACUGGAGUCCCAGCUUCAUGGUCGACACGGAUGGGAGCGUUGUCGAAGGCGGCGGCGGCGGCGGCGGGUGA